AUGGAGUGCCAAAAAACGACUGUGCACUCUACUUAUCCUGUGUUCUAUGAUGUGGAACCCUCUGAAGUUCGAAAACAAAGUGGGGCAUAUGGAGAAGCCUUAGCCAUACAUAAAGUGCAACAGGAUGCUCUGAAAUGGAGAGAGGCUCUAGAAGCAGCAGCUAGUUUAGCUGGGUGGGAGUUGAAGAACACUGCAAAUGGUCUUUGCAAAAACAGGUCAUUUCAGACGUAUUAA
This is a messenger RNA of Lactuca virosa, 234 nucleotides long. Lineage: Eukaryota; Viridiplantae; Streptophyta; Magnoliopsida; Asterales; Asteraceae. The record is from the annotation of a GenBank genome assembly.